Galleria mellonella (greater wax moth) is the source of this 697-nucleotide messenger RNA. RefSeq names its product endocuticle structural glycoprotein SgAbd-5-like (gene CPR25). Gene Ontology annotation, molecular function: structural constituent of chitin-based larval cuticle. Bases 347 to 667 code for a protein of 106 amino acids. Gene Ontology annotation, cellular component: chitin-based extracellular matrix. The transcript is spliced from 3 exons. The record is from RefSeq and is a predicted model, not a curated record. Lineage: Eukaryota; Metazoa; Arthropoda; Insecta; Lepidoptera; Pyralidae.
ACCUUAUGAUCUAUAACUUUACCUACCUCGUAAAAAGUUAUAGCGUAAAUAUAUAUCACCAGGAGGUUUUUGAUCUAUCUAUCAUAUUAGAUUGAAAGGAAAAUACUUUUUAAUUUUACGUAAAAUACACAUUUCGCAUUAUGUCAAAUUAUGAACACACGAAGUUUCAUCACAUUAUUCGUGUUAUCACCUCCAUUACAAACAACGCCUAGGUACAGUUACAUUGUGAAUUGCUGUAAUAUCGACAAACAAUCACUGUAUUUAAGAUGAAAUCGACAACCUUUCUACCAGUGUCAAAUUGUCAAUACUUCAUUCAUCACUUACUGUGAUAACCGUGAAAUUCAUAAUGUACGCCUUGAAAUUAUUCAUCUUCAGUGCAUGUGUAGCGGUCCUAGUAGCUCAAGAUGCGUCAAAUGUACAACCAGUAGAAAUUCUUACAGAAAAAACCUACGUUCGAGAAGAUGGAUAUGACUUUGAAUACAAAACCAGUGACGGUGUAUCACGCAAAGAAGAAGCUUCGUUAAUCACAGUCGGCGAUCACCAGGGCAUCGGGGUGAGAGGUUCCUACUCUUACAUAGCACCAGACGGUCAACAGUACCUAGUGACAUUUACUGCUGACGACAAAGGAUACAAGCCACAAAUACACGUAGUACCAUCAAAUCAAUAAAAAAAUCAACUAAUUUUUCAUUUUUUAUUU